UCAACGACACAUCCGGUCUCUCCUCAGAGCGCUCGAGAAAGUUCUGCGCAGCGGCGCGGCUAUAAGACUGAGCCGCCUUCCCCCUGACAACUAGAUUCAGAGUUAAGUGGCACCCUAGCAGUCCUAGAAUCUCAAGCACUUGGCAAGCAGUUCACCAUGGUUCACGAAACCGGUUACUACGAUCUCUUGGGUGUCAGCCCCAAAGCCUCACCAGAGGAAAUCAAGAAAGCCUACAGAAAACUUGCACUGAAAUAUCACCCUGACAAGAACCCAAGUGAAGGAGAGAGGUUCAAGCUCAUCUCUCAAGCAUAUGAGGUGCUGUCUGAUCCAAAAAAGAGAGACCUGUAUGACCAGGGAGGGGAACAAGCCAUCAAAGAAGGAGGCAUGAGUGGAGGAACGUCUCCAAUGGACAUGUUCAAUAUGUUCUUUGGAGGAGGUGGACGGAUGCAGAGAGAGAGAAAAGGAAAGAAUGUUGUCCACCAGCUCAGUGUUUCUCUGGAGGAGAUGUACAAUGGGUCUACAAGAAAGCUUGGCCUUCAGAAGAAUGUCAUUUGUGAGAAAUGUGAUGGCUAUGGUGGUAAAAAGGGCACAUUGGAGAAGUGCUCCAGCUGCAAAGGAAGAGGAGUUCAUGUUAAGGUGCAGCAGGUUGGGCCUGGCAUGAUUCAGCAGAUCCAAAGCAUGUGUCCAGACUGCCAGGGGCAAGGCGAGAAGUUUAACUCGAAGGACCGCUGCAAGAACUGCAAUGGACACAAAGUAGAACGCAAGAAGAAAAUACUUGAAGUUCACAUUGACAAAGGUAUGAAAGACGGUCAGAAAAUCACAUUCCACGGAGAGGGUGACCAAGAACCUGGGUCGGAGCCUGGAGAUGUUAUCAUUGUCCUGGAUCAGAAGGAGCACCCAGUUUUCAAGAGAGAAGAUGAUAACUUAAUAAUGAAGAUGAACAUCAAACUUGUAGAGGCUCUGUGUGGUUUCAAGAAGACCAUUGAAACAUUAGACAACAGAACACUCAUCAUUAGUUCCCAGCCAGGUGAAGUAAUCAAGCACAAUGAAAUCAAAUGUGUUCAGAAUGAGGGCAUGCCAAUAUACAGGGAUCCUUAUGAAAAAGGACAGCUUAUCAUUCGGUUUGAGGUGGAGUUCCCAGAAAAUCACUGGCUCCCAGAGCAUCUCAUGUACCAGCUAGAAAGACUCCUCCCUGCCAAACAAGAUGUGAUGAUUACUGAAGACAUGGAGGAGGUGGACCUCUGUGAGGUGGAUCUGCAAUCACAACAGAAAAACUACAGUGGGGAAGCAUAUGAGGAGGACAAUGAGGGUCCCAGAGGCGGAGUGCAAUGUCAGACACAGUGAUUGUAGUCUACAGGGCCAGUUCUUUGUAAAGCAUGUGGGAUUUUUAUUCAUGUUUUGGAUUAUUUUAUUUGUUUUGUAAAGGUUCGGCCCAUGCCUUUAAGUUCAUACUUCAUAACUGUAAUGUAAAAAUUGUGGCAUUACGCUUAGAGGGGUUGCCAAUGUUUUUUUUUUUUUUUUUCUUCUUUCUUUUGUGUGUGGUGGUACUACACAAACAUGCACAUGGAGAAUUGUCCUAAGGUCAUCAAAACCAUAUUUUUGUUUCUCUCUUGUAUUCUCUGUUUAAGAUCCAUGUCAUUUCUUUGUCUUUCUCAAAUUAAUGUGACAACUUUUCUUUUUUUUUUUUAUUCAGAAGCUGAAAAGACUUUGUAUGCUUUCUGUGAAGGUAAUGUCAAGAAAAACACAUUGGGUCAUUUGUCAAUAAAGUCACUGUGCCAAGCAA
Molecule: messenger RNA, 1783 nt
Organism: Melanotaenia boesemani (Boeseman's rainbowfish)
Lineage: Eukaryota; Metazoa; Chordata; Actinopteri; Atheriniformes; Melanotaeniidae
Gene: dnaja
Product: DnaJ heat shock protein family (Hsp40) member A
Exons: 8
Coding region: 157-1344 (395 amino acids)
Biological process (GO): response to heat; protein refolding
Cellular component (GO): cytosol; cytoplasm
Molecular function (GO): Hsp70 protein binding; ATP binding
Source: RefSeq, a predicted model, not a curated record